Messenger RNA from Lucilia cuprina (Australian sheep blowfly), 1257 nucleotides. RefSeq lists its product as uncharacterized. Bases 127 to 954 code for a protein of 275 amino acids. NCBI's taxonomy places the organism in Eukaryota, Metazoa, Arthropoda, Insecta, Diptera, Calliphoridae. The record is from RefSeq and is a predicted model, not a curated record. The transcript has 4 exons. Gene Ontology annotation, molecular function: acyltransferase activity, transferring groups other than amino-acyl groups.
CACGCGGCCAACCCCCAUAAAAAGAAUAAAAUAUAAUUAUAAACCAGAGCCGGAUAGUAUCAGUGUGACUAGAGUCUUUGUUCGCAAUAGACAUUAAGUUGUGUGGUGUGUUUUGGUGUCGCCAAUAUGACAAACAAAUUAGUAGAAAUACCCGUAGACAAAUGGACGACCUUGCGCGAUUUAUAUGUAAAGCGUAAAGAUCGAGCUUCAUGUUAUAAUUUAAUACAAACUCUAAUCAACUGGAAAAACAAAGAACCAGAAUUGGAUCUAAACAUUUACUCGCUUAACGGUGAUUGGGAGGCAGAUGGUACUUUUGUUGCCAAGUUUUUAUAUCAAGUAUUUUUUAAUACAUGCGGAGAUAAUAAUAAACGUUUGUUAACUGCUUUAAAUUGCUUGGACUCAUCGGAAUCUUACCUCUUAGCUGGAUAUCAAGAUUUUUUGGUGUCAACUGUAGAACAACAUUUUAUUGACACUGGUUUAGAUAAGGAAGACUGUAAACCUUGUGGUACUUAUUGGUAUCAUAUAUCGAAAGAUCAGGCUAAACAAUUUACAAUCGAUCCUCCCAGUAAUAUACAAUUGAAACCCUUAGAAUUAUGUCAUGCCGAACAAAUAAACAGCGUAUGGCCACACCGUGGACCUAAUUCCAUUGAAUUUGUCAAGUUACUAAUAAGGCAAAAUGACUCAGUUGGUCUAUUCGAGGAUAACAAUUUGGUGGCCUGGUGUUUAAUACUUCCCUUGGGUGCUCUUGGUCUGCUGCAGGUUAUGGAUACGCAUAAACGCAAAGGUCUUGGCAACUUGGCUGUACGUUAUAUGUCUAAAUUAUUAGCUGAAAAAGAUAUUGAAGUAACAGCUCCAGUGGUGUUUGAAAAUGUACCUUCUCGUUCUAUGUUUGAAAAAUUAGGCUUCAAAGUUAUCGAUAAAGUGUAUUGGUCCGAUAAACCUGCAAAUAAAUGACUUUAUUCUUAGAAUAGAAUAAAAAUCUUAUUAAUAUUUUUAGAUUUAGAUUAAAGAUCCGAUUUGAGUUCUAGUGGUUGGAUGUUUUAAGCUAGAGUUAUAGAAGUAACUCUAUAUUUCAAAAUUACACUACAAAGUAAAACUGAGAAUAAAUUUUAGUCUUUGACUUUAGUAAUACGAUUUUAGAACUACUACUACUACACUACAGUGAAUCAACUAAGUUUUUUGCCUAUCUUUUUUUAAGAGAAUUUUGUUUUUUGUUCAUAAAUAAAAUUCGGAAAAACAGAUAAAAAGUAAAUAUAU